AUGGAGAGAUGUUCAUUAGACAGCUCCAGCAGGGCUGGUCCAUCCAAAACACCACGCAAAACUCGCUCUCGCUCACAGAGUCUUGCUGCGCUUCAAGAUGUCACCCCUCAGCCAAAACAGCCAUACAAAAUCCCAGAAGCACCACCUCCCGUCCUUCGCAAGAUUCCCCGACCUCCCAAUGCAUUCAUCCUUUACAGAUCCAAUAAGAUGCGCGAGCUCAUGAAAGAAUCCCAAUCGCAAACCGGAACCGGUCUCAGCAAGCUUGACUAUCAACGACAGCUCAGUAAGCGCAUUGGUGAGCUUUGGCGCAACGAAGACCCCGAUGUUAAAGCAGAAUUCUACGACAAGUCUCAGCAAGCGGCAAGGGAGCAUGCUGAGAGGUAUCCCGAGUACCGCUACAAGCCAAAGCCUCUGUCCAAGAAGGCGCAGGAGGAGGAGCCACUGCCAAGCGGUGUGCAGGAGACAACACCCGAAAGACGAGCAGACACGGAUUUCGCACCGGGCAACCUGAGCGGCCCCAUCUCUGGAACUGGCUCAGGAAGUGGACGCAAAAGGGCAUCGCUAGAAGGCGCCAGGGCGAAAGCUUCGCCUUACUCGGCAGCGAGUCGACAUCGUCGUACGUCGUCAAGCGGUCCCACAUCUCCUUCCAUUCGUCAAGCGUUCAAUAACCAUGCAGGUCAAACAAUGCCUGUUCUUCUCUACUCUGCAUCAGACACUCGCCCAUAUCAUAACGGCACAGCUCCAAUGCAGCGCUCCGUCUCACAAAAGUAUACCCACGAACGCAAAGCAAAGAUUGCAGCUCGAAGAUCUCUUGACGGUCAAAUGCCUUGUGCCUCUAGCUCAAAUGACGGAUUCGAUACUCUCGUGCCGCAAUACCUAAGAGAUCUGUCGCAUGUCUUCCUCGCUCCUGCUGCACUACCUCCCCUUCCCAUCGGACAGGCGAUCACGACCGACGAUACGGCAUCAAGGGGUGAUGAGACUCAGCAAACACGCCCUCACAAGCCCAAAAUGAGCCUGGGUCAGGCUGUCAAGCAGGCCCUUCCACCCGAGCGACGCGCAUUGCUUCAAGCUUCGUUGAUCAAGAAGGGACUUGUACCGACAAGUGAAACGCACCAAGACCAGAGACAAGAGGUCCCCGAACCAGUCGAGACAAUUGCGAAUCAGACGCAGUCAGGAUGGCACUCAGCCUUCGAACAGAGCUCGUCACAGUCCUCCUUCCUGCCAACACAAGAAUCCGCCACCACCUUCAACUCGACCCAAACCACCUACUCCGACUCCCAGCAUUAUGCUCAUCCUCAGCUAUCGUCAGAAUUGGAUCCAGCGAACCAAGCAAGUCUGAACAUCAACAUGUCCCAGAUCCAAGCAGAAAGGUACGGCGGGCUUGCCGAUUGGACUCAACCUGACCCUUGCUGGUUGGACACUUCCUUCUCCCAAGCUACUGAUGGAUCGCUUAGCUCUGCAGCUCAGCCACUCACUCAAAGUGACUACUCUGGGCUUGAACAAACGCAGAUCGGCUGUGCUACAGCUCACUUUGGGACACUCGACAAUUUCACGACAUUCGAAAUGGGGCAGUAUGCUCACCCGUCCCUCGACUUUCCCGUCACAACGGCGAAUUCCGCGAUUGUGGCAUUGUCCGAUCCGAACGAUGCAGGACAGAUUCAAGGUCAUUUCUAUGGGCUGAACGGAGAGUUCAUCGCGCAAGGAAUCACAGCUGGGUUUCAAAUCGGGCAAAGGGAAGUGGCGUCGUACGUGGAGGAGGAGCAAAGACAGCAGAGGGCCGUUGAAGAGCUGCUGCUACAAAUGAUGCAGGCUCCUGCUCGUGCAGAUGGAGGUUCAGGCGGAGCAGCAGAGUCAGCCUAUUCGGUUUAUCCAGACUACAAUCUCCCCGUUCAGCAAGAGCAGGCCCAGGGGCCGUCAUUACAAUGGCAGCAGCAUUGGCAUCCAAGAGUGUACGCUCAGCCGCAAGUUGACACGCAGCAGUCUGUGCCGCCGACAAACGAAAUGGUAACGUAUACUGACUACAUCCAGCAGCAGCCGAGCUAUGGUGAUAUCGAACCCACCCUAUCCCCCUCUCAGAUCUUUGGCGACAGUCAGAACUGGAUCGAGACACACCAGUCUGGUCGUUUAGCGUUGUCGGAUCCGACAGGCGCCAACCUUAACUUCAGCCGACCACUGGGCCAUGUAGUGCCCUCACAACAGCCCGGCGAGCAACACGUUGGCAGUGGCGAAGGAGCGGAACCAUUUGGGCAUUGUCUGAGCUUGGCCACUGCUGGACUCGUCAACCCCCACAGCCUUCACGAAGCUCUGCCUCAGGAAGAGCAGGAAGCAGAACGAACCGAGCCGAGAGAAGAGGAGGCAGAGGCUCAAUGCAAGGCAACGAAAGGCCUGAGAAGCUGGAAGACUCAUCAGCUGUCGUCGAUCAAAGAGAAGCUAGCCAAGAUUAAGUAUCGAAACCCUCAGUCCAAUGCUCAGGCAGCUCAAGGCGAAGGAGAGGAUGGGUUACGGGUCAAGAGGGAGCGUUGA
Messenger RNA from Ustilago hordei, 2523 nucleotides. RefSeq lists its product as uncharacterized. The record is from RefSeq and is a predicted model, not a curated record. Gene Ontology annotation, cellular component: nucleus. Bases 1 to 2523 code for a protein of 840 amino acids. The transcript has a single exon. NCBI's taxonomy places the organism in Eukaryota, Fungi, Basidiomycota, Ustilaginomycetes, Ustilaginales, Ustilaginaceae. Gene Ontology annotation, molecular function: RNA polymerase II cis-regulatory region sequence-specific DNA binding; DNA-binding transcription factor activity, RNA polymerase II-specific. Gene Ontology annotation, biological process: regulation of transcription by RNA polymerase II.